ACGGAUACACACACACGCGCCGUAACGCAACCAUAACGGAGGAGCGUACGGAGCGAGACAUGCCCAGGCUGCUGCUGCUGCUUCUGCCCAGGCACGAGAGCUCUCCGGCAGGGUACACACGAGCCCCACACCCCCCCUCACCCUGAGCAGACAUGGACAGCACUGUAUUCUUUGGGACCAGCUGUCAGAACGGCCUGAUGCCCGCUCUAGUGCGCCCCCCGCUGGCCAGUGCAGUGCAGCAGCCCUCCCUGGCCCUCAAACAGUUCCUGCCCUUCCCACUGGACGCGGGCUCGGCUCUCAGCCUCUUCCCCGGAUUCAACACGAUGGACCCGGUGCAGAAGGCCGUCCUGAACCACACCCUGAGCCUGAGCUCCAACCCCAAGAGGAGACACGUGUCCUGCAGCCUGUGCCAGCUGCGCUUCAACUCCCAGAGUCAGGCCUUGGCUCACUACAAGGGGACCAAACACGCCAAGAAGCUAAAGGCCCUGGACUCUCCAAAGACCAAGCCCAAAGCGUCAGCCGUCACCAAGGAAACGACCAAUCCGGAGCCAGCUAGCGUCGCAGCGUCGCCUGUCCUCAACGGCACCGCAGCGGAACGGAGAGAUGUCUCUCCAGCGUCCAGCCUCUCUGUGUUGGCUCCUGCAGCUUUGGCCCCGGGGCCCGUGUGCAGACCUGAGCCCGAGCCUCCCCUCACAGACCCCCCCUCAGACCCUGAGCAGGAGCCAGGAGCUGAGGCCGAGCUGGGCCCGGAGGACAAGGAGACAGAGGAGGAGAAGGCACGCAGGCUGCUCUACUGCUCGCUCUGCAAAGUGGCCGUCAACUCCGCCUCUCAGCUCGACGCACACAACAGCGGUACGAAGCACAAGACCAUGCUGGAGGCGCGCAGUGGCUUGGGCUCCAUAAAGUCCUUCCCCCGAGCCGGAGUCAAGAGCAAACUGAGCCCCGUGCCCGGCUCCUCCACGGGGCUCCAGAACAAGACCUUCUACUGCGAGAUCUGCGACGUGCACGUCAACUCGGAGACGCAGCUCAAGCAGCACAUCAGCAGCCGGCGUCACAAGGACCGAGCGGCAGGUAAACCAGCCAAGCCCAAGUACAGCCCCUACAGCAAGCCUACCAAGGGCCAGAGCAAGCCCCCGGUCAAGUUGCCUCUGGGGAAGGACCUCCAGCCACUCAGUUCACAGAUCCUCCCGGCGCACCUGGCCGCCGUCGCCGCAGCCGUCGCCAUGGGCAACACUUUCCCUCACCGGAGUACGACUGGAGUGAGCCCCACCCCUAACCCCGCCCUCUUCCAGCCCCAGCCAAUCCCCGCUUCGCUGCUACGACCCGCCCCGGGCCCAGUCAGGACGUCCCACCCACAGGUCCUCUUCGCACCCUACUGACCCCGGCCCCCAGCGGCACUGUCCGGGGACCCUUCUAUGCAUCAGAAGCCAGGCUCUCUGCUACCUUCACCCAGUGUAAAGCUCCUGCAUCAUGCACUUUGCUCCAUGGAGUCCCCUGUGCAGCCGGGGUAGCCAUACUGAGUUCUCCUAGUGUAGGCUGCGUUCACGCCACACCAGGGUGAGGGGUAAAUGCUGAAGGUUGGUGGACGGCAGCUAUUGAAGAUUUUGUUUAGUUGUUGGAAUAGUACACCACAAUAACUUUGCUGAUAUAAGGUUUGAAAUAAUGAUGUAACUCAUAAGAUCAGUUUAAUGGUUUGAAAGGCUUAUGCUACUUUAUGAUCUAUGUUUUAAUGUUGUUUCCUCAUCACAAACAUAUCUGGAGUUGUGUUUUGUUUCAUUCACACAUUUAACAACAACUUCUCUCAGACAGAAAACACUCUCUUCCACCUUGUGAUGUCAUGUGGUAAUACAGGAAGUGCUCCACUGUGUUUCUAAAUUCCAUACACCUUCACUAGAAUAAUUUGUAUGAAUUCAGCUCUGGAAUUCCCAAUCUCUACUGAACUAAGGUAAAAAAAA
Messenger RNA from Periophthalmus magnuspinnatus, 1955 nucleotides. It is a transcript of the gene znf385d, whose product is annotated as zinc finger protein 385D. The transcript is spliced from 8 exons. The record is from RefSeq and is a predicted model, not a curated record. Gene Ontology annotation, molecular function: nucleic acid binding; zinc ion binding. Gene Ontology annotation, cellular component: nucleus. Bases 153 to 1379 code for a protein of 408 amino acids. Lineage: Eukaryota; Metazoa; Chordata; Actinopteri; Gobiiformes; Gobiidae.